This is a messenger RNA of Coccinella septempunctata (seven-spotted ladybird), 895 nucleotides long. RefSeq names its product S-phase kinase-associated protein 1. The coding region runs from base 163 to 651 and encodes 162 amino acids. The transcript has 2 exons. Gene Ontology annotation, cellular component: nucleus; cytoplasm. NCBI's taxonomy places the organism in Eukaryota, Metazoa, Arthropoda, Insecta, Coleoptera, Coccinellidae. Gene Ontology annotation, biological process: SCF-dependent proteasomal ubiquitin-dependent protein catabolic process. Gene Ontology annotation, molecular function: cullin family protein binding. The record is from RefSeq and is a predicted model, not a curated record.
UGUUGAAAAGGUCUAUGAACAAGUCAUAAUCAAAAGAAAAGAGUCAGAAAAAAUAUCCGUUUUGCUGUAAACAAUUUGUGGUACCGAUCUGAAAUAUUUCUCUUAAAUCAGUCACUGUUUAUUUCGUUCUAAUUCAAAGUUCAGAUAUCAUAAAUAAUUAUUAUGCCGCAAAUCAAGUUGCAAUCAUCUGACGGGGAGACUUUCAACGUUGAUGUUGAAAUUGCAAAAUGUUCCGUUACAAUAAAAACUAUGUUAGAAGAUUUAGGUAUGGAUGAUGAAGAGGAAGAAAUUGUUCCCCUUCCGAACGUGAAUUCUGCUAUAUUGAAAAAAGUCAUUCAAUGGGCUACUUACCACAAAGACGACCCACCACCACCGGAAGAUGAUGAAAACAAGGAAAAAAGAACUGAUGAUAUUUCAUCUUGGGAUGCUGAUUUUUUGAAGGUUGAUCAGGGUACCCUGUUCGAACUUAUACUGGCAGCCAAUUAUCUUGAUAUCAAAGGUUUGUUGGACGUUACAUGUAAAACAGUUGCGAAUAUGAUCAAGGGAAAGGCACCAGAGGAGAUAAGGAAAACGUUCAACAUCAAGAAUGACUUUACAGCUUCUGAGGAAGAACAAGUACGCAAAGAAAACGAGUGGUGCGAAGAGAAGUAAUUUUGUAAUUUGUUCUUCUUAUAUAAUCAACGUCUGCAAUUAAUUUUUUUUGUUCAGAUUCCACUGUUAUUUGCAUCUAUUUGUUUGACAAAUUUUGAGUAUCUUGAAUUUUAAAAUUAGUGUAUGUUUCUCAAUUGAAUUAUUGUAUUUGUUCCAUUUUCUCUACAGAAUCCACAUCCUAUGUGGUAUAUUACUUUUAUUUUGUUCCUACAUUUCACAAGAAAAUACAAGAAUUAAUUGAUAA